Suillus subaureus is the source of this 162-nucleotide messenger RNA. RefSeq lists its product as uncharacterized. The annotation marks the transcript as partial. Lineage: Eukaryota; Fungi; Basidiomycota; Agaricomycetes; Boletales; Suillaceae. The transcript has a single exon. The record is from RefSeq and is a predicted model, not a curated record.
CCUUUUUGGCUUGAAUUUCCUCACUGUGAUAUUCAUCUGGCAAUUACGUCUGAUGUCCUACACCAGCUCUACCAAGGCGUGUUUAAACAUAUGGUAGAGUGGUGUCAGGAACUUAUGGAUGAAGAAGAACUGGACCAGAGGCUACACACACUUCCUUCAUGU